Chenopodium quinoa (quinoa) is the source of this 763-nucleotide messenger RNA. Its product is annotated as protein yippee-like At4g27745. NCBI's taxonomy places the organism in Eukaryota, Viridiplantae, Streptophyta, Magnoliopsida, Caryophyllales, Amaranthaceae. Bases 215 to 541 code for a protein of 108 amino acids. The record is from RefSeq and is a predicted model, not a curated record. The transcript is spliced from 3 exons.
UUUUUAAUUCUUGAAGGCGAAACCAAAAAGUCAUAAAUCCAAUAUUAAUCUAGUUGAUAACUCCUUUAUAAAGAUACUUUUUUCAACCAAAUUUUAUAUCCACUUGUCACCAAUUAUUGGUACCCCAAUUUUUAUUUUCCAUAGUUGGAAAAAUCCACCUUCAUGUGAUAACUGCAGCAGAAAUUCAGUGUAUUGGUGCAAGAGGUUUUUUCUAAUGGCUGAUGAAGCUGGAUUAAGGGCUUAUUGCUGUUUCGUUUGUCGAAAUUAUGUCGCCGAGCAUGAUGAUAUAGUCUCUAAAUCAUUCCAGGCACAGACAGGGAGGGCAUAUUUGUUCUCCCAUGCAGUGAAUAUUGUUACAGGGCCUAAGGAGAACAGAAAUCUCCUCACAGGCCUUCACACAGUUGCUGAUGUUUUCUGCUCCGACUGCGGCGAGGCGCUAGGGUGGAAGUAUAUCAAAGCUUAUGAGUCAUCACAGAAAUACAAGGAAGGCAAAGUUGUGCUUGAAAAAUUUAAGAUUGUUAAGGACGGUGAUUUCUGCUAGUCAUGGCAGUAUUUUACUUUUGUUAUGUGUAUAUAAAUAUUGCUUGAUAUUAUGGUACAAAGUUAACAUAACACCACUACCAAAGUGGUUCCCAAAUUGAAAGCUUCUCAAAAGUUUUUAUUAGGCCAACUAGAAUUUACUUUAAUUGUCUUAACUUUAGAAGUUUAGAACUACUUUGUUGGUUCUCUAUCAAAGUUUACAAGAAUUGACCAUUUUUCUCAA